CUAUAGGGAGUGUAUCAGUGAUGUAAGGGGGCAGUGACAGCCGUAGACGGAGGCAGUGGUGAGCGAGGAGACGGCAGGGCAACUCUGGCCCUGCACUGACUCUGCGCACUGCGGGCUGACGCAUCUCCCGAGCGCACGCCGCAGCAGACAGCGGGCAGGAGCAGGUCGCAACGAAGAUUGUCGGUUCCAAGGAGUUCCUAGGCGACGUCAUCGAAUGAAAAUUCCACAGGAGGCUGAUGACAAAAUGAACGCAGAUACAGAAGGAACAGAUUUUGAAAAUCAAGAGGAGCUGGAGGAGAAGACAAGACUAAUAAAUCAGGUUUUGGAAUUGCAGCACACACUCGAAGAUCUAUCUGCCAGAGUUGAUGCUGUUAAAGAAGAGAACCUGAAGCUCAAAUCUGAGAACCAGGUGCUUGGUCAGUACAUUGAAAACCUCAUGUCAGCCUCCAGCGUCUUUCAAACCACAGAGUCGAAGAACAAGAGAAAGUAAGGAGCUCAUUCCACUGAUACCAUCAACUUUAUAUCUCGACAGACCAACCAAAAGCUCCAAGAAGACAGACAAAUAAUAGUAACAUUAACUAUGCUAAAGGGGAUUGAGAGUUGAGACUGUCCAGUGUUAGACUGUAACCCUGUUAGAACCAGUAGCUUAUUGUCUUGAGUCAGCCUGGGUACCUUUUGUAUUUAGUCUAUUUAAUUAUGAAAUAAUAAACCCAAAUGCUCAUAUUGAUAUGUGUGCCUCUCCUUUUGCACAUAGGAUUCUGUUUGCAUGAUUAUUUUGUGAGUUUCUCUAACUUUAUCCAGUUAGUACUUUAGGCCAGGCUAUAGGCCAAUAUAUGUUGGUUGCGAAGGAUGGAAAAAAUCACAGGUGCUACACUGAGCCUUCUAUUUCUAAACCUUUAAUUGCCAUUGAUUUGCUUUGUUUCGUUAAUCUCAAAAUUUCCAGAAUACUAAUAGAAAUGAUAGAUCUUUAUCGUUCUGUUUGAAUGAUAAAGAUCUUUGGCCUAUCUAAACACAGUCAUAUAGAACGAAUUGAUAUUUCUUUCUACUAUCCAUUCUUUCAUUAUUUAUUCCUUUUUGUUUUGCUUUAGAUUUUCCUCCAAAAGUUCUUUCCAGUUGCUACCCUUUUUAAAGAAUAACAUUCCGCAUAGUCCAACCCUGCUGCUAUGUAUUUGCUUACUGGAUUUAUCCUUUCAAGCUUUUUUGACAUAUUUAUUGCUUUUCUGACACAGCUUUAUAGUUACCUCCUUUCGGGUCUGAAAAACCCAGGUUCCAUGCAGUCUGUCUCUGUAACUCAGUCCUUUGAGGAUUAUGUCUUGUUGCAGUAUAUAUCUUGGUACAAGUGACAAUGAUAAAACCAAAUCCAAUUCCAACUUCUCUACAGCAUUUCACUUACCUCAGUGACCACAACUGAACAGUACAAUAUACUGUAGCUUCGCUGGAUUGUAUUACACCAGUGUGGCAUUCAGCGAAUAUAA
Messenger RNA from Mobula hypostoma (lesser devil ray), 1475 nucleotides. RefSeq names its product short coiled-coil protein B. The record is from RefSeq and is a predicted model, not a curated record. The transcript is spliced from 5 exons. Bases 215 to 490 code for a protein of 91 amino acids. Gene Ontology annotation, cellular component: trans-Golgi network. Lineage: Eukaryota; Metazoa; Chordata; Chondrichthyes; Myliobatiformes; Myliobatidae.